Messenger RNA from Uloborus diversus, 2527 nucleotides. RefSeq names its product cystinosin-like (gene Ctns). Gene Ontology annotation, molecular function: L-cystine transmembrane transporter activity. The coding region runs from base 219 to 1355 and encodes 378 amino acids. Gene Ontology annotation, cellular component: lysosomal membrane. Lineage: Eukaryota; Metazoa; Arthropoda; Arachnida; Araneae; Uloboridae. The transcript is spliced from 10 exons. Gene Ontology annotation, biological process: L-cystine transport. The record is from RefSeq and is a predicted model, not a curated record.
CAGUCACUGCAGUCGCAGCCAAUGAUAAGUAAUCCAAACAGAUAAAAGAAAUGUUCCCUUUUGUUUUUGUAAAUCACAGUAUUGUUUUAUGAAUGACGCAACAUGUAGUAUAUAAACGUCCAACUACCUUUGAUCUUUCUUUCAAAAAUAAAUUAUCAUUGUAGCAACGCUAUAUUAAAUUUUCUUGUUACAAAGUUGUUAGAAUCUCCAAAUUAAUCAUGAAUUUCCAGUCUCUUGUGGUGCAUAUUUUGUUUAUACUCGGUUUUUCUGUCAUCUCGUCUCUUGCAGUGAAACCUGUAUUAACUGUAUUACCGAAGGAUUUGACGUUUGGAGUGCAUGAAAAUGGCUCAUUCACUGUUAACCUUCAUGUUCCAGCUCCUGAAAAUAUAACUAUUUAUUUUAACUACUCGGACGGAAAUAAUUUAUUUCCAUUGCCAAAUGACAAGGUUAUUGAAGAAAAUUCAACAGCCAACUUCACAUAUAAUGUGCAGCCUAAAGAUGCUGGGCACACCACAGUUCUCGUAAAAGCUUCACCACCUGUUGUUGGUACCAAAGAUGCAUUUGUGAGAGUUGGUGUUUAUAAGAAACAUGGCUGGGUGAUUGUUAGUGAUAUCAUUGGGUGGCUGUACUUCAUUUGCUGGUCUAUUUCUUUUUAUCCACAAAUAAUUGACAACUACCGCAGAAAAAGUGUUGUUGGAUUGAAUUUUGACUUUUUGGGACUCAAUUUGACUGGUUUUAUUGCUUACUCUGUUUUCAACAUUGGUUUAAAGUUUGUCCGAGAAGUGCAGUUAGAAUAUCAUUCCAUCAAUCCAACUGGAGUCAUUCCUGUCGAAAUAAAUGAUGUUGUAUUCGCUGUACAUGCCACCUUUGCUACAGCUGUAUGCAUCGGGCAAUGUUUUAUUUAUGAGAGAGGAGAUCAGCUAAUUUCAAAAACAACUGUUGCUGCUCUAGCUCUUGUUUGGUCUACUGCUGCAGUUUUUCUUCUUCUAACUGCACUUGAUGUUAAUAAAUACACACCCUGGCUUACAUUCUUGUACUUUUUUUCAUAUGUGAAACUUGGAGUUACACUCACAAAAUAUAUACCACAGGCUGUUUUUAACUAUAAAAGAAAAUCAACUGCUGGUUGGAGCAUUGGAACUGUACUGUUUGAUGUUGUUGGAGGACUCUUCAGUAUUGGACAAAUGUUUAUUAUUGCAUAUAACUUUAAUGACUGGUACUCCAUUGUUGGAAAUUUUACUAAAUUUGGUCUAGGUUUGGCUUCUAUUACCUUCGAUGUCAUCUUUAUGGUUCAGCACUUCAUUCUUUACAGGAAGCAUCCAGGAACAGACUCCAUGGAAAACUCUUUGAUGGCUUGAAUCAAUAUUCAAUUUUAACUUUUAAUUUUAUGUGUGUGUGUAUCUAUAGAUACAUAUACUUUUUAACAACCCACCUAGUUUGAUAAUAUUAACAUUUUAUUUAUUACAAUGACUUGUUUUGCUAUCUCAGCAUAAUGUGAGAUAUUGAUUGAAAAUAUUUUUAUAUUCGUUUUAAUUUUAUCACAAGUAACAGCUAUUUACUCAUAUUGCAAGGAACCCAAGAACAAAUUGAUUUUUUAAAUGGUUCCAAAGGAGAGAGAGAGGGGGGGGGGGAUCUAUUAUGUUUUGAAAAAUAUUUUAGAUCCAAGAUAUUAUGGAAAUCAAAACAAUUUUUUAAAGAAAGAUAUUCAAAUAAUUUGUAAAAAUUUAAAUUGCACCAUAGUCAUUUUCAAUUUUAGCAUUUUAUAAUUGCUACCUUUCCUAGUAAAGUUCAAAAUGAAUAAACAUCUUUCUGCAAUACAUUAACAGCAGUCAACAAUAUGAUAAAGCAAAUUGAUUGCAUUAACAUGUUUCGAGAUUUCAAGGAAACCCCUUUUCAAUGCAAAAAAAAAGUGAACUUUUUGAAUGCACACACUUUUUUGCAUCUUUAAAACUCCAAGACACUUGUAUACAAUCAAUUGCUUAUUUAAACUUUAUUUACUGAUGUUACUGGUUUGGUUGCUUAUUUAUACUCAUAGUCAACCAUUAAAUAAAUACGCAACCUUACUUCUGUCUUGAUCUUUGAUGGCAUCGCCAAAAACAAAAGGGGAGAACACAUUCACUCAGAUCUGUUUUAGCUGUUACUCUUUUAUGCAAUUAUUUUAAAUGCUCAUAAUACACUUGAUUUUAAUGAUAAUUUUUCCCUCACAAAUCAAUGAAUGAAAAAUACUCACAAGCCAUUCAGAGGUAAAAUAUUACCUCAAUUUCAAUCAAUAUGCAUGAAAUACUUAAUUUUUUCUUAAAGUGGUUUUAAUAUAAAUUAUAUUUAUGUUGUGCUUAACGUGAAUAUAUAACUCAUUGUUGAUAUUUAUAAAUGUUAUUGUUAAAAAUAUUAUCUAUUAUGCUUGCUCAGCACGUUUGGUUUCAGUGUAAAGGUAGCAUUUUUGUAUUUGUUACCUCAUUUUUGGUUUACAAUGCUAGUCAACAUAAGUGUUACAUCCUACGUGUAAAUAAAGUGCAUUUCCAAAAAAAAA